UCGAGAUCUCCCGAAUGUAAUGCUUGCCCCAAUUUUUUGUAAUUUUCAUUGAUAAUGGAUGUCGAUGAUCUGAAAGAAUUGCACUUGCUGAGGGAGGAGAAUGCUCGUUUGAGGUUACAGCUUGAGAAACAUGAAUUAGAAUUGAUGAAAGCUGAAGAUGAAAACCACUCCAGCAAUGACACCUCAGCAGAAGCGCGACCAAGUAUUACCCAUCUUGACAAUGCUAGUAUCAAGAGAUACAGCAGACAGCUCAUUCUACCAGAACUGGGAGUGAAAGGUCAGCUGCAGAUUGCUAAUUCAUCAGCGUUGAUUGUAGGUGCUGGAGGGCUGGGAUGCCCAGCUGCUAUCUAUCUUGCUGCUGCUGGCAUAGGUAGACUAGGAGUAGUGGAUUACGAUGAGGUAGAACUGAGUAACCUUCAUAGACAGAUCCUACAUACAGAGCAGAGGGUCGGAUGGUCCAAGUCAGACUCUAUCAAAUCUAGUAUUAAAAGCCUCAACUCAUCAGUGCAAUGUAUAGCUUAUCAUCUUCAACUUGACAGAAACAAUGCUAUGGACAUCAUCAGACAGUAUGACAUGGUAUUGGACUGUACAGACAACGUAGCCACUAGAUAUCUCCUGAAUGAUGCCUGUGUGCUGGCAGGGAAACCCUUGGUCUCGGGAAGUGCUCUCAGGUUUGAAGGACAGCUGACUGUAUAUAACCAAGGAGGGGGUCCAUGCUACCGGUGUUUGUACCCCAGACCUCCCCCAGCAGAGACGGUCACUAACUGUUCUGAAGGUGGUGUCUUAGGAGUAGUUCCUGGCAUCAUUGGUUGUAUACAAGCACUAGAAGCUCUCAAGAUGGCUGCUGGUAUAGGCACAUCCUACUCCCAGAAGCUAUUACUGUUUGAUGGGUUGGACGGUACGUACCGGUCUAUCAAACUCCGACCCAAGAAACCAACGUGUGACGUGUGUGGCGACAAUCCGUCUGUAACGCAGCUCAUCGACUAUGAAGAGUUCUGCGGUGCCAGCGCCACCGACAAGUGUAUAACCUUACAUCUCCUCGAAGCCAAAGAUAGACUUAGCCCGCAGACCCUUGCCAGUGAACUCCUCAGCCAGGACUCCUCUUCUCGUCUCCUUCUGGAUUGUAGACCGGAGAUAGAGUUUGAGAUCUGUAGACUACCAGAUAGCAUCAAUGUUCCAAUCGAUGACAUUGAAAAUGAGAAGGGCAUACCAAGGUUAAAAGAAGUGGUCACCAAGCAGCUUGCCAACCAACACGAUAAUCCUUUUCCAAUUUACGUUGUAUGCAGAAGAGGCAACGACUCGCAGAAAGCAGUACUCAAGCUACGCAAGGAGUUGGACUCUUUACCAGUCGCUAUCAAGGAUGUUUGCGGUGGACUAACAGCAUGGACAAACCAAGUAGAUCCAGAUUUUCCAGAGUACUAAAGCAAGAUAAAGGGUGCUCUAUUGAUAUAAUCUUUGGCCUAUCUGCCAUUUAACAUCUGUUUCUUAUAAAGUGCUUUACCAUUACGAUUAAUGUAUUGAAUUGCUUACUAUUAUUACCCCGGUCACUGGAUUCCAUUACUAUUCUGCACAGCACAGUUCGCAUUCUUCACUCCCUGCGGAGCAUUUGAGCCAUACACUGUAAGUGAUUUUUUUUUUACAAUAAGAUCAAAGGUUUUAAACAUAUAUAAUGCUGUUUUGAAAUAUGAAAAUUAAGACUUUUUUUUCAUUUUUCAAGACAAGGCUUUUUAAUAGGUCAUCCCUGAUUCCACUUGAUUCAAAUUAUAAAUCAGGGUGAUUUUAACAAAAUAUGUUGCAAUCUGUCAGUAACAUUAUUGUAGUGCAGACGUUUUACACUCCGCGGGCAGGAUGUGCCAACUAGGCCACGGCUUUGUUUGGUUGCAAUUUACGACCGGGCUUGUAGAACUAUUCGCAGCAGAAGGCUUCCAAUGUGCUAUUUUAGCUGCUGCCUACCAAAUAUUUAUUAUUACCAAAGCUACCAUACCAAUUUCUACCAGUUCUACCAUAUCGCCCACCUGUAUUUCAUGAUACACAUAAAACUCAGCAGGCUAUGACUUCUUUUCAGUAACUCUUUAAUAAACCAUAGUGUACACUUCGUCAACUUGUCCACGCAUGGCCUGUACUCGGGGCUCACCAGCUCCUUACAUGUGACAUGCACAUCUAUUUAUUUGUGGAAAUGAAUAUGUUAAAACAACAACACAUAUUUUAGAAACCUGAUCAUAAACGGCAUGUGCACUCUGGGGAUGUUUGCGUGUCUGGAGGUUGACCUUUCAGUUCAGACGAAUCCUAGUUGCCAGCUUCUUCUCUUGCCGCAGCUUGUAGGCCACGCUCUUGAUGGUGGUAGAUCCGUGCGUACGCUAACCCGGGCGAAGCUCUGGGGCAUUGUUGCUGCUACUCUAUUGCGAGCUUCUUCUCUUGCUGCAGCUUGUCGGCCAACCCUGCAAGCCAGCCACGCUCUCGUUUCAUUUUCGAUGGUAGAUGGUAGCUCUGGGGCGUAGUUGUUGCUACUCUAUUGUGUUGCUGCGGCUCGUCGGGUGGCAUGGGAGGUUGCGGGGGUGGUGGAGGCUCUGCAGGUUGUAUAACAUUCAAGUUUGAAUACUUUUCAUCUCCUACCCUAGCACUACAUGUAUAUUGCACUGUUACAGUUUUAUUUCCAAAAUGUAGUGGUAAACCUAUGAUCCCUAUAUCUCUGUCAACAGAAUAUAUUAAGACAUUAUUACAGUCUGUCAAUUACAUGAAGCCAGAUUUGCGUAUCUGACUCCUCAUGAUUGUGUACAAAGCGAUGGUGACCAUAAAGCCUUGCCACCUAUUAGUCGGGAAAUCUUGUUUUGCCUGGGAUAAUUGUCGGGGUAGGCAGAAACGACCGAUAUGACGACGAUGAUGAUGUUUGCCUAGACGACGUUUCGAUGCAGUGCUUGAUGAUUUUGCUCGUCGGCUCGUGAUGGACGCCGACAAGGGAAACGGAGACAACUUUGCAUGUGCCUGGCUAAUUUUGUGGUUUUAAACCUUUUUCUACUUGUCCCACUUGAGGGCCUGUCACUGAUGUUGAAUGGCAGGAAAGAGGAUUGUCUUCUGGUAAUUAUAAAAGGUCCUCUCUGAGAUUCUAGCAACUUUCAGGUGCUUUAGGACACGCAGAGAUUCCCUGCUGCUGCCACCGGCAAACAGAAUGGAUGCUGACAACAGGAUGUUGCCAGCAGGCAUAUUCCAAUAUGAGGGCUGGCUCUCCCAUGUCGUGACUGCCGCUGUAAUAACUCUCGCACUCUCUGACGGCUAACAUGGUUCCACCCUCCCUCUUAAACAAUGUCACAUUACAUGACUGGCAAUUCGGGCACCUCACAAGGAGCUCCAUCAGUUUGGACUCGAAGACGAUGUACUUCUUCUCGAUAUUUGGAUGAACUGUCCUAUGAGGAACUUCCCAUGGAGUCCUAGGAGUCUGUCCUCUUUUUCUACAUUAAAGAUUCCUUUAAGAGCAUAUUCUUAAACUCCUCCAUAUCGAGGCCAGCACCCUCACCAGUUGUCAACACUGAGUUCAUUACCUGUCCCAUGUCAUUUCCAACAUUUGUCAUCCAGUUUGCGGUGUUGGCUACAUCACCAGCAAGUUUCUUUGUGAUCUGAAAUGAUUAAUUGACGAACCAAAUAUGAAAAUAAGAUUUUACUCCAUCUCUUUCUUUUGUACGUGUAUGUAGGAAUAUUAUCAUAAUUUGUUAAAGUCCUGGGCGCACAGCAUGGUCAUUGUACCGGUUACAAGCAACUCCCGUCACGGAACUUUCUUUCAAAGUCGCGGACCCCCAUACCGCCACUGCCAAGUUUUUCACCAUUAGACUGUUUUUUUAUUUGGUUGGUGAUUGAGUUCAGCUUGAACUCUGGUAUGGAGAUGCCUGCCCCUAGUGAUACCUUGAAAUAAGAAUGAAUAUACGACACAAGUUUUAAAAAGAGGGACUCCCUGUUUUCCACUUGCAGGCUGUCCCAUAAGUAUCCAUCCACUUUAGUCAUAACUACAAACAUGUGUUUGCAUGUAUACCACUGGUGUAUCUAGUCCGGACAUUCACAAUUCGACAAACAUUU
Strongylocentrotus purpuratus (purple sea urchin) is the source of this 4065-nucleotide messenger RNA. It is a transcript of the gene mocs3, whose product is annotated as adenylyltransferase and sulfurtransferase MOCS3-like. The transcript has 12 exons. Lineage: Eukaryota; Metazoa; Echinodermata; Echinoidea; Camarodonta; Strongylocentrotidae. Gene Ontology annotation, cellular component: cytoplasm; cytosol. Gene Ontology annotation, biological process: protein urmylation; tRNA wobble position uridine thiolation. The coding region runs from base 55 to 1422 and encodes 455 amino acids. The record is from RefSeq and is a predicted model, not a curated record. Gene Ontology annotation, molecular function: URM1 activating enzyme activity; thiosulfate-cyanide sulfurtransferase activity; adenylyltransferase activity.